CCUCCUCCUUUGAGUGUGUAGAUGGUCACAUGUUGUUUUCCCUCCCCAGUCCGGCGGACACUAACAGCAGCAGCAGACAUGUGUUAUUUAUCGCUGAGCUGUGGGAAAAGCAAGAGGAGGAUUGAAGCUUAGAAACAAAAAGCGCGUCGUUUUUUCCGCUUUUCACUUCCUAGUAGUAGUAGUACUAGUAGAAGAAGUAUGGCGAGUCCGCCUAGCGACGCCGGACCACCGCUACCGGCCACCGGCGUGAAGAAGUGUGGCUACCUGAGGAAGCACAAACACGGACACAAGCGCUUCUUCGUGCUGAGGGAGCCCGGCGACGGCUGCCCUGCCCGGCUGGAGUACUACGAGAGCGAGAAGAAAUGGAGGAACAAGUCUGCCGCCAAGAGGGUCAUUCCGCUGGACUGCUGCCUGAACGUCAGCAAGCGAGCGGACGCCAAGCACAAACAUCUCAUCGCGCUCUACACCAAGGACGAGUACUUUGCCGUGGCGGCGGAUAGCGAAGCCGAGCAAGAGGGCUGGUACCGGGUGUUGACGGAUUUAAUCGCAGAGGGGAGAGAGUACGACGGCUCGGCGUCCAAUUCCGCGUCCUCGCUGAUGGGAUUCGACGAGGCAAGCUACGGGGUGAUCACGCCGGUGAGCGCCGCCUAUAAGGAGGUAUGGCAGGUCAACAUGAAGUCUAAAGGCUUGGGGCAGAGCAGGAAUUUAACCGGCGUGUACAGACUCUGCCUAUCCAGUCGGACUAUCAGUUUUGUCAAACUCAACACAGAAGUGGCCUCAGUCAUUUUGCAGCUGAUGAACAUCCGGAGGUGCGGCCACUCUGACAGCUUCUUCUUCAUUGAGGUGGGACGCUCAGCAGCCACAGGACCCGGCGAGCUCUGGAUGCAAGCCGACGACUCUGUAGUGGCACAGAACAUCCACGAAACCAUCCUGGAAGCCAUGAAAGCCAUGAAGGAGCUGUCAGAGUUCCGCCCGCGCAGCAAAAGCCAGUCGUCAGGCACCAACCCCAUCUCUGUGCCCACCAGGAGGCACCUGAACAACCUCCCCCCUAGUCAGACCGGCCUCCUGCGGAGGUCACGCACCGACAGCAUGGCUACGACGUCGCCUGUAGGUAAAUUCUCCUCCUGUCGAAUACGCACAGCCAGCGAGGGCGACGGCACCAUGACACGCCCCAUGUCCGUGACGGGGAGCCCCCUCAGCCCCGGGGUCCACCGCACCCUUCUGAGCAGGUCUCACACCAUCACAGCACGCCCUUGUCGGACAUUUGAAUCCUCCUCCCUCCAGCACAGUAAGUCCAUGUCCAUGCCUCUGUCUCAUUCCCCGCCCACGGCUGCCCCGAGUCUAGUAAGCCUGUCCUCUUGUCCAGAUAGUAGUGCUCCUCGUCCCUCUAGUUGCAGUGCCUCCUUCUCUGGCUCCCCGAGUGACGCAGGUUUCAUAUCGUGUGAGGAGUAUGGCUCAAGCCCCGCAGAUGCACGGGACCUCCGGCUGCCUCUUACAUUCGGUAGCAACACCCCUGAGUCUCUAAAAGCAGACACUCCCCCCUCGCGGGAUGGCAGUGGCCUUGAAGGAUACAUGGUGAUGGAGCAGCAGAGUGGCUAUCGAUGGUUACCCGAGCUGGACAAGGCUUAUCGUAAACGCACAUACUCUCUUACCACCCCCCGCCAGCAAAGGUGUCUCCCCCAAGUGUCGUCAGCCUCACUUGAUGAGUACACACUAAUGAGGGCCACGAAUACGAGUGGAAGCCAGUCUUCUCGCAGGUGUUCCCCUAAAGGAAGUUUCCCUGAUGAGUACAGGGAUGUACAGAAAAGUGACAGCAGUGGUUACAUGCCCAUGAUGCCAGGCGUGGCGCCUCACACCUCAGGAGCUAAGAUUGACCCUUACAUGCCCAUGAGCCCCAUGUGUGUGUCUGCUCCUAAACAGAUCAUCAACCCGCGAAUGCACUCCUCGGCAGGGCUGGCCCCGCAUGCGGACUCUCCAGGCAGCAUUUCCCUGGAGGACAAUGGCUACAUGCGCAUGUGGUGUGGCAUCAAAAUGUCAGUGGAGAGCACUGAUGGAAAGCUGGCCAAUGGGGAAUACCUGAACAUGUCUCCUGUGGACCCUCUGUUGUUGCUCACACCCAGAGACUGCACCCUCAGUACUUCUGGAGGAGAACCCCACCCCCACCCCCAACACCAGCACAGACAGCCUUAUUCUCACAGCACCCUCCCGCAUUCACUUAAAGGCCAAUUGCAACGCACUGGUUCCACUGACACUGACCAGUAUGUAGUGAUGUGUUUACAGAGACAGAGGAUAGAGGAAGAGUCCAGCUACUGUCCCGUCUCUCCACGAGACUCUGUGGCAUCACCGGGCGGAACUCCUUCAUCUGCUCCCCCUCCUCUAAGAGUGACUCUGAGUGACAGAGGCAUGGCUCACAGGAAUAGGGCGUGUCGGCCCACCCGCUUGGCUCUGGAUUCCCUCAGAACCUUACCAUGUAUGAGCGAACACCCGCUCCCCUCUGAGCCACGCAGCCCCGGGGAGUAUAUCAACAUUGACUUCAGCAGUGCUUCCAGUGACGUGGUAACAUCCACUGGGGCCACCAACAGGGGAUCACUGCCACUCUCGGACUAUGUUAACGUGGACCUUACCUCACAGAAAACUGUGGACUCCGCUGCUGUGCGUGCCACAGAGCAGGAAGAGGAAGGAAAAAGCGCAAAGGUGAGGGGUGUGGUGGAUGAAUAUCCCCUUCAGCAUCACAAGGUACAAGUCAAGGAUGACUACACUGAGAUGACGUUCAGUUCUCUGUGCGCCACUGAUGCCGCCCCCGUCCCCACCAGCCCCACCGCUUGCAUCCAGAGACUGAGCCUUGACAGCAGUCUUGUGGUGGACGGGGUGCCACCUGCGCCAGUGGACUCGUUUCUCCUCCCUUCUAUGUCUGUCACCCUCGCAAACCCUCACAAGGGUGCAAAAGUCAUCCGAGCUGACCCUCAAGGACGCCGCCGACACAGCUCAGAGACCUUUUCCUCUACCACUACUGUCACACCCGUGUGCCCAUCAUUUGCCUACGACACCAAGCGCCACAGCUCGGCCUCAGUGGAGAACGUAUCCCGCAGCGUGAGGAGCUCCGAGGACCAAGACGAGGACUACGUCAGCAGCAGCAUGUGCAGGGAGACGUCUGCGGGCUAUCAGAAUGGACUCAACUACAUUGCCUUAAACUUGAUGGAGGGUACCCUAGGAGGGUGCAGGUUAGGGGACUGCGACGGGCUCCUGAGAUUCAAGCCGGGCUGCGGCUGCAAAGACGGCAUGAACGGCUUCAACUCCAGCCCUUAUGCCAGCCUGGGAUUCAAGGAGACGACUGCUGCCGCCGUUAAAGAAUGAAGGCCACUGACUCCGCCCCCUUCCUGUCCUGGUCGUCAGGUCGGGCCAAUGCAGCCUCGGCAACAGCUGGACCACGCACUGCAGCCGAUGUCCUCGGACACCCCCCCCACCACUUCUCAGCUGUCGUCUCCAAGAGGUCACGGGGACUGCGGUCAUCACCAUAGCAACACGGACACUUGACCUUUGCCACAAAUCUUCCUUUUGAGGAGCCUUCCGACGCUGCUGCUGAUGACUUCAAACAAAACUUGUUGGUAACUUUCACUUAUCUGUGUAUGCGGCGCUGCAAAAACGACUGGACGUUGACGAUGUUACCAUGAAGAGAACCGGAAAAGACACCGAACCAAACCUGGAGACCGCAUGCACACGCGACAAAAGAUACAAAUAAACUAAAGAAUGCAUACAAAAUAUUUAUUUAUUUAUCUGGGAUGUAUGCAUUUGGAUUUCCAAAUGUGUGAUUUCUAUAAAUAAUAAUGAAAAACAAGGUGGCAUUUAGGUACAUAUUUAAAAAAACAAAUAAAGAAAGAAACCUACCUCAGUAACAACAAAAACAGGUUGGUUAACCCCCCCAUAGUUGAUAGAAAUAUAUAUAACUAAAUAUUUAUUUUCUCUUUUUUCUUUCACCAAUCCAAAGCCUUACUCUCGCCUUGACGGGCCGUUAAGUUUGGACCUUCACCAUCGCAAAGAAUGAGCCACUCUGAGAUUUCCAUGCUACAUUUAUGACGCAGAUAUGAUGUAUGAUAUCAUUUAUUGAUCACACAGACCCAAACACUGCAGCCCCACCGUGGUAGAGCAGCACACCUGUGGCCUGUCAUCUGAGCCAAAGUCGCAGCACCUUCUCACACUUUGGACCCGUUCACCUGGAGGCCCCUGCACACCGCACAGGAAGUUAUGACCUGUCGGGUGAAAGCGAAUGUUCUUUCAACGUCUUUGCAUGUCCGAGCUGGGGAUGGGCACGAUACCGUCGCAUUCACAAUCAACCCAUGAGUCGAAUCUCAGUGUUCCAUUAAGAAAGUAGGAAAGCACAUUUUGUUUUAAAAAUUACAAUAAAGUUUGUAUUGUUCAAAAAGACAAACAUUUGUCUUUGAACAAUACGACCCCAUCCACCCCCCCAAUCAUACAAUUGUGAUGUUUUUACUUUAUUCUUGGUAAAUUGGGACCUUUUCAUAAAAUGUGGACCUUUUCUCAUAUUUUGACUUUGACUUUUUCUUUCUCAGAAACAGAAUAUUUCUUUCUCAGAAUGUUCUGACUAUUUUUAGAACGUGUAACUCUGUCAAAUUCAAACGUUUUCCUCCUACAUGUCGUAUGUUGGCUUUACUCUUUAUUCACUUACUUUUUCUCCUAUUUUGCCUUUGUCCCGAGCAGAUGAUAACUGUUUUCUCUUCAAAUUCGGACUUUCUUUUUCACAAUUUAUUUGGAGACUUUAGUCUUUGAACAUUUUUAUUUUUCACAUCAUAAAAUUCCACCUUUUUCCCCCCAGUAUUUGGACUUUAUUCUUUGUAAAUUAUUUCAACUCAUAAAAUUGAGACCUUUUUUUGCUGAUGAUUUUACUUCAUUCUUCUUUUGACUGAUGUUACGACUUCUUUAAAAAAAUUCUUAAAAACAAUUCCUUUUUAAUCAUAAAAUUAUAACUUUUUUUUCAUAUUUGGACUUAGUUAUUUUGUCAUAAUAUUGUGACUUCUUUGUUUAUGUAAUAUUUCCACGUUAAGUCUCGUAAAUGUAGAGAAUGUCUCCUGGAUGAAUGAAAUGUGGUCAAAUGACCAUCCCGAGUCGUAACUGGACAUCUCACACACACACACACACACACACACACACACACACACACACACACACACACACACUCACCUGUUGCCUCAUUGCGGCGCCGAGCCAUGUGGUCAACUUGAGUCCAAAGCUUAACAGCAGCCCACAGCAGGGCCUCGCGCCGCCAUUUGGGAAGCCUCGGGAGAAUCCCGGCGGAGGAGCGAAUGCUUGGUCUUGCACUUACAAACUUCUGUAGAUUGUAACACAAGACGCGUUGAAUGUAGUACACGCUGCGUUCCGAGGUUGGGAACGCACAAACCCCUGAUUGAACACCACAAUAUGCAGUGAAAAGACACAAAAAACGGAUCCAAACCUGUUUGCUGUUGAUCUGGAUUCACUGGUACUUAGAGAGUGUAAAUAGUGUGAGGUUAGAAAAAGAACACGUGAAAUGAGUUCUGCUGUUUUGAAGUGUACAUAGUUUGUGUUGGAGUGAUACAACAAAAGCACUAAUUAAAUUAUACGCUAACCACUUACGGUUUGGCUCUUAUUUGUUCUUUUCUUUUAGAACGGAAUAACUCUCAUGGGAUAGUAUUGUCAAGCACCAUGCCACCAUUUUUUCUAAUGCUGUAACUCGAGUGCAAAUUUUGAAGAAACAAAUUGAGUUUUUGGCCUCUGCUUAAGGUACAAACGGCAUAUAUGCAAUAUUUACACUUUUGAAAACAUGAGUUUACUUACCAAGACGUACCAAAUGUACAAAUAUUGUGCAUAAUGUUUAUUAAACAUCUGAUUUUGAUGGCGUUUUUAUCGAAAUCUUUUUCAAUUUUUUGCUAAUGGAGCCCGUCGGUGUUUGAGCAGUGUGUGUUUUUUUUGUUGUUUUUUUGCAUUUGGGUCGUACAUCUUUAUAAAAGCAUCUAAAGGUUACUAUUGCUUACUUUUUUUGCUGUGUUUUUUCAUUGUAAAUAUUUCACAUCUCGAAGAAUUAUUAUUAUUAUUGUGAUGCGACUAAGAGAUGAUAAUUUAAACUUACGUCUUUGCUUUAGAUUGUAUUGAUUCUUUGUAGUCACAUGAAAUAAAAAAUGAUAUUAUUGAAGAAAA
Molecule: messenger RNA, 6189 nt
Organism: Dunckerocampus dactyliophorus (ringed pipefish)
Lineage: Eukaryota; Metazoa; Chordata; Actinopteri; Syngnathiformes; Syngnathidae
Gene: irs2b
Product: insulin receptor substrate 2b
Exons: 2
Coding region: 199-3354 (1051 amino acids)
Biological process (GO): insulin receptor signaling pathway
Cellular component (GO): cytosol; plasma membrane
Molecular function (GO): phosphatidylinositol 3-kinase binding; insulin receptor binding
Source: RefSeq, a predicted model, not a curated record